Molecule: messenger RNA, 2169 nt
Organism: Musca vetustissima
Lineage: Eukaryota; Metazoa; Arthropoda; Insecta; Diptera; Muscidae
Product: ABC transporter G family member 20
Exons: 11
Coding region: 1-2169 (722 amino acids)
Cellular component (GO): membrane
Molecular function (GO): ABC-type transporter activity; ATP hydrolysis activity; ATP binding
Source: RefSeq, a predicted model, not a curated record
AUGUCGGCGGCCGUCGAAGUACGAAAUGGCUACAAAUAUUAUGGCAGCAAAUCAAAGCCGAAAAUUAUACUCAACUAUUUGAAUAUGAAUGUCCAGCGUGGUUCCAUCUAUGGCCUAUUGGGUGCCUCUGGAUGCGGUAAGACCACCCUCCUCUCAUGUAUUGUGGGCCAACGUCAAUUCAAUAGCGGUGAUGUAAGGGUAUUGGGUCUUAAACCUGGUGCACCGGGUAGUGGUAUACCCGGGUCAAGGAUUGGUUAUAUGCCUCAGGAAAUUGCCUUGGUCGAAGAAAUGACCGUCAAAGAGACCGUCUAUUAUUUCGGUCGAAUUUAUGGCAUGAAAGACGAUAAGAUUCGUGAGAAAUUUAAAAUUUUACGUGAUCUGUUGCAACUGCCCCCGGCCACACAAUUGGUAAAGAAAUGCAGUGGUGGCCAACAGCGGCGUGUUUCAUUCGCAUGUGCCAUGAUCCACGAUCCGGAAUUGUUGAUAUUGGAUGAACCGACCGUUGGAUUGGAUCCAAUGCUGAGAGAAAAAAUCUGGGAAUUCCUGGUGGAGACGACCAGAAAUAGUAAAAUGGCUGUGAUUAUAACGACACAUUAUAUCGAGGAGGCUAAACAAGCCAAUUGUAUCGGUCUCAUGCGCAAAGGUGUGCUAUUGGCCGAAGAUACACCGGAAAAUAUAAUGCUACGCUUCGAGGUGAAUUCCAUUGAGGAUGCCUUUCUGAUAUUGAGUCAAAAGCAGGGUGAUAAUGAUGUCAUUGAGGCAUCAUUGGCCCAGUUACCUUCCCAACAGCAGCAUCAUCAUAACAGCAACGCAAUUUGUAAUGGUGUUGAGGUUAUCGAUGCCUCGUCGAUUAUGCAGCCCACAGAGAAGUCGAUGAGUGAGAAGCCUCCACAACAAAUCGAAGAGGAAGAUAAUGAUAAUACGAAAAAGUGUUUCUUCACCACGAAGGGUCGCAUCAAGGCGCUGAUGACGAAAAAUUUUGUACAACUUUUUAGACAGCCCUCAGGAAUUAUUUUCAUGUUACUCUUUCCCAUCAUUCAACUGUCCUGUUUCUAUAUGGCCGUCGGCAAGACACCCACAAAUCUCAAGAUUGGUAUUGUCAAUGAUGAGGUGCGCCAAUGGGAAUCGUGCUAUAACCCUGAUUUGAUAACGGUGACCCCAGCGAAUGAUACCUGCUAUUUUAGUAAUUUAUCAUGUCGCUAUAUAACGGGGCUGGAGGGGUCAGAUCACCUGCAUAGGGUAUUUUAUUCCAACCUGGAGGAGGCCCAUCGUGAUGCCAAAAAGGCCAAAAUUCUGGGUUAUGUCUAUUUUGCCCGUAACUUUUCCACUUCUAUGCAGACAUUCUUAGAAGAUGGACGCUAUGCCGAAGAUGAUGCCAUUGAUAAUUCUCAGGUUACGGUGCAUUUAGAUAAUACGGAUCGCCAAAUCUCCUACUAUUUGGAAAGGAAAUUGCGUGAAGUAUAUGGCAGCUUCAUUAAGGAGGUCGUCAGCGAUUGUAAUUAUUCUCCCAGCCUGGCUUCGAUCCCGGUGAAUAUGCAAGAACCCAUUUAUGGUACUGAGGAUAUGGAAUUCCAGCGCUAUGUGGCACCUGGGGUUGUAAUGACCAUGGUCUUCUUCUUGGCCACCUUGAUGACCGCUUCCGUUUUCAUUGAGGAGCGUUUGGAUGGUGUUUGGGAUCGCACCCUGGUGGCCGGUGUUUCGGCCAUACAAAUGUUGUGGGCCCAUUUGUUGACCCAAUUCAUUAUCAUGGUGGCGCAGAGCAUUGAAGUAAUCGUCUAUAUUGGUUUAGUGUUUGACACCUAUAAUAAGGGCGAUACGACAACGCUGAUAUUUUUAUUGACAUUGACCUCGUUUUGUGGCAUGUUGUUUGGUUUGCUGAUAUCGGUCUAUUGUAAAUCGCAUACAGAGGCAAAUUUCGUGGCCACUGGAGCUUUCUACCCCAUGAUUAUUUUGUGUGGUCUCUUGUGGCCCCUGGAAGGCAUGCCCAAGGCCUUGCAGGACGUGGUAUUAUAUUUCCCCUUUACAUUGCCCUCAAUAUCGGCCCGUAAUAUCCUCGAGAAAGGUUGGGAUAUUACCAAUGGCAAGGUAUAUGGUGGCUUUUUGGUCAUGGCUGCCUGGAUUGUAAUUUUCUUUACGCUGUGUAUGGUGGGUCUGAAACGUAAGGCGUAA